This is a messenger RNA of Helianthus annuus (common sunflower), 587 nucleotides long. RefSeq names its product class I heat shock protein. Lineage: Eukaryota; Viridiplantae; Streptophyta; Magnoliopsida; Asterales; Asteraceae. The record is from RefSeq and is a predicted model, not a curated record. Bases 97 to 513 code for a protein of 138 amino acids. Gene Ontology annotation, biological process: response to hydrogen peroxide; response to heat; response to salt stress. The transcript has a single exon.
CCUACAAAUACAAUCAUCGACCUCCAUUAACAUUCACAAUUGUAAACAACUUCUUACACAAUCAAUCACUAGCAAUCCAUUAAACAUUUUCAAAAUAUGUCUAUCAUUCCAUGCUUCUUCGAUCCUUUUGAUGGUUUCUUGACCUCCUCACUCUCCGGUUUUCCAACGAGUGCUCGCGAAAUGUUGCCUAGAGUAGACUGGAAGGAGACGCCUGAAGCUCACAUUUUCAAGGCAGAUCUUCCGGGGAUGAAGAAGGAUGAGGUGAAGGUGGAGAUGGAGGAGGGUAGGGUGUUACAGAUCAGCGGGGAGAGAAGCCGAGAGAACGAAGAGAAGGAGGAUAAAUGGCACCGCGUGGAGCGGAGCUCUGGCAAGUUUGUGAGGAGGUUCAGGUUGCCGGAGAAUGUGAAGGUGGAUGAAGUGAAGGCUUCAAUGGAGAACGGGGUCUUGACUGUGACAAUGCCAAAGCAGGAAAUGAAGAAGCCUGAGGUGAAAGCCAUUGAUAUCUCUGGUUAAAGCUUGAGAGUGUUAUAGGGAUGAUGAUAUAUUAUUAUGGUUGAAGAAUAAGAAUGUGUGUGCAUGGGAGUGAA